Molecule: messenger RNA, 1190 nt
Organism: Diospyros lotus (date-plum)
Lineage: Eukaryota; Viridiplantae; Streptophyta; Magnoliopsida; Ericales; Ebenaceae
Exons: 4
Coding region: 106-705 (199 amino acids)
Cellular component (GO): nucleolus
Molecular function (GO): RNA binding
Source: RefSeq, a predicted model, not a curated record
GACGGCGACCUACAAGCAAAUAAAGCAGCACGUACACCAACCUUGACCGAAAUAUUUGUCCUCGUCAAGCGAGGGUUUAGCCGCUUGGAAGAAUAGGAGGCGGUGAUGGAAGAAGAGGAAGCCGGCGGAGAAGGAGGAGGAGAGCUUCGGCGGCCGCGGGCUCGGCACAUAAAGAAGAGGGCCCUCAAGAACAAGGCUUUCGCCGUCUCUUUCGACGAGAAGGACCUCAGGGACUUUGUGACCGGGUUUCACAAGAGGAAGAAGAAGAGACGAAAGGAAGGGCAGCAGCAAUUGGUGGAAGCUCAGCGCCGAAAGCGCAUCCAAGAGCGUAAAAAGAGAAAACUGGAAAAGGAAUUGGUUUAUGGUGGAGCUCUGCCAGACUCAAGUGCAGGACCUGAUGAAGUGCUGGAUGAUUCUGAGCAGGAUGAACAAAGUGAGCCAGUUCCUUCAGUUUCAGGAAUGACAACAUAUGACAGCGGUGAUGUGAAAGUUACAGUGACAACGAGUGAGAUAUCACGUGACGAAGAAACUCCAAGCCAGAGGCCUCAGGCAGUCGGGUCCAUUGAAGGGAACUUAAAGAAGCUCCGGAACGUGCAUGUGAGCAAGAGGCAGCCCUUCAAGAAAAUUGCAAAAAGCAGCAAACCUCGAAAAAAGCCACAUAACAAAAGGGUCGAGAAGAAGGGAAAGAAAAAAGGGAAACACUGAUCUUAACUUCUUGUGUGCUUGCCCCUUUGCCAGGUCUCUGAUUAAUCAUUUUUUCCUUGAACCUACUGGGCUGCUGAAGACAAACUAAGGUUUGGUCUCAGUAUUAUUGUGGCAGUUAGGUGGUGGGGAAUUGGGGCCUUUCAACAGAAAUCAGAAAUGGGAUACCAGUACCAGAUGCUAUUUUGCUAUUGAUGAGAACCCGCAGCACCUACUCUAUGCUACUCAUCAUGUGUGUAAAUGGUUUUUUCCUUCUUUCUCACAAGGCGGCUGCAUUAGCGGAUCCCAGUUUAUUUUAUUUGUUUCACCCUUGAACUUCUUCUUUGUUGUUAUUGGAUUUGUUAACGGGUUUUGAAUAUUCUUUCUUAGGACUGUGAAAGAACGUAUUUGUUGGGCUGCUUCUCGGAACCUAACCUAAGUGGGGGGAAGUGGUUCGUUUUGGUGGUACAAAUAUUUAAAAAAAAAAAAGAGCAGAAAGUUGUAACUUA